AUGGCUCAGCUACCGAAACAGCUGGGUUGGAUAUGUAGCAAAUGUCGAGGCACACUAAAACGUGAUGGACCAUUUCGAACACAACAUUUGCGCUCGUUCAGUAGCAGUCACAAAUACGCAAAGACACUUGCAACCUUCACUCCGACUUCGUCGCCAGAGCUGGAUGCGACUCUCAAUUCGUGGCGAGAGUCAGUCUUCCUACCUAGCAUACUAUCUUCAGAACAUCAACGCUUGAUCUACAAAACUUCACGACGUGAUAUUCUUACUACACCUCCUGGAGUGUCAGUAUCUGUUAGGAAAACAGUAGCGCCGUCUGUCAAGCUCAUCGAAAAUGAAGAGGAGGAAAUCAUCAAGCUACAACCAGCAAACAGAUUCGCAAGAGUUAACCAAGCUGAGAGCUUGAAGAAGAUAGUCAAAUUGUUGGAACAAAAUUCAAGCGCUGCAGCAUGGGACAAUCUGAUACCCUUCCUCGAAGGCCUACGCACUGCCAAAUGUGCUGUGCCUGCGUCGUUCACUGAGAGACUGGCACGCAAAGCGAACCUACAAGGGAAGGGAAGAUGGAAUACUAUAUUGACUGCAGCAUCGAUGGUCGGAAAGACUGGAUUGACAUUGAGUGAAAGAGCAUUGACUAGGGAGAUACUCAAUGGCGCUUUCCACAGAGCGACCCUACAAGAAUUCAAAACAGUUGAGCCAGAAAGAACUGUUCAACAGGUGAUACAAUUGUUGGAAGCUCCAGGACACUGCGGCAGUGAUAUUCCUUCCGACAUGAGUCGAUAUGCAGAUAUGAGACAAGAUCCUGUUGUUAUGGCGGUCAAACUUGCUUUCUCUGCAACGGAUGUUCUGAAGAAGCACAAUAGGAAGGAUCAACACGGAAUUGUUAGCAGCGACAUCCGGAGACUGUUGACUCUGGAUACGACUACGAACGACGAUGUCGAAAAUGUCCCAGGCUUCGGUUAUGUGAUAAGUAAUAUCAUUACGACGAGAAAGGUAUCAGGGCCUCGUGGCGAAAGCAUCAGCGCGACUUGCCAGCUUGAAGACAUGGCUGUCCUCUAUGGUGGUCUGUCACUUGCCAACAAGGUGGACUUGCAACCAUUCUUGAGCAAGAAGGAUAGUGUUGAGCUGUCUGUCAGACUACAAAGGUUUACGCGGCAGGUUAAGGAGAAGCUCGAAGAGAUCGGGAGGACUGUUGAGUCAGGAAGUCAAGCUCAGUCCGAAGGCGAUAGAAAACCAAGGAGAAGUUUAAAGUACUUCGAUGCUGUACAAGCGGCGCUACCAAAGAUAUAG
Messenger RNA from Lithohypha guttulata, 1284 nucleotides. RefSeq lists its product as uncharacterized. The transcript has a single exon. The record is from RefSeq and is a predicted model, not a curated record. NCBI's taxonomy places the organism in Eukaryota, Fungi, Ascomycota, Eurotiomycetes, Chaetothyriales, Trichomeriaceae. Bases 1 to 1284 code for a protein of 427 amino acids.